Colias croceus (clouded yellow) is the source of this 3693-nucleotide messenger RNA. It is a transcript of the gene Psa, whose product is annotated as puromycin-sensitive aminopeptidase. Gene Ontology annotation, biological process: proteolysis; peptide catabolic process. The transcript is spliced from 12 exons. Gene Ontology annotation, molecular function: peptide binding; metalloaminopeptidase activity; zinc ion binding. Gene Ontology annotation, cellular component: cytoplasm. Lineage: Eukaryota; Metazoa; Arthropoda; Insecta; Lepidoptera; Pieridae. The coding region runs from base 52 to 2916 and encodes 954 amino acids. The record is from RefSeq and is a predicted model, not a curated record.
ACGGCACGGCCUGCUAAUUCAAAUUUCUUAUUUGAAAAUUAAUUAUUUUCCAUGUCCCUACAAAUUUCACGGGCUUUGCGUUCUUCUGUUCGUUUGCAAUUUUAUGGCAAAUAUAUUUGUCAACGUAACAUAGGGCGCCAUUGCAAAUUGUUACGUAGCAUAGACCGUUAUUUGGAGUGGGGUAGCGGGCGUGCGAGGGGGGUACGUAUUGGCUGUGCGGGUGCAAUCGGAGUGCGAGUUCACUCUGUCACUCGGUCAUUACGGUAUUUCUCUUGCGUACGGCCCACAUUUACGAUAUUGAAAGAAAAAGUGACAAUGCCAGAAAACAAACCGUUCCAACGACUUCCUAAAAAUGUUAUUCCUAAACAUUACGAAUUACAUUUAAUUCCUAAUCUAGAGAAAUUUACGUUUACGGGCUCUACUAGGGUGAAAGUGUCGAUUGUUACCUCUACCAAAGAAAUUGUACUCAAUAGCUUAGAUUUGGAGUUCAAGAGCGUUAAACUCCAAUAUGAUGAAGGUGGAGCAGCUACUACACUUAAUCCAGUGGAAGUCAAAGUCGACGCAGCAGAUGAAACAGCAACUAUCGUGUUUGACAAUGCAUUGCCUGAAGGAACCGCAACAUUGUUUUGCGAUUUUGUUGGUGAAAUCAAUGAUAAGAUGAAAGGCCUCUAUAGGAGCAAGUAUUUGACUCCUAGUGGCGAAGAACGUUAUGCAGCAGUAACUCAAUUUGAGGCCACAGAUGCUAGAAGAUGUUUUCCCUGCUGGGAUGAACCUGCCAUCAAAGCCACAUUUGAUAUAACUUUAGAAGUGCCCUCUGAUAGAGUUGCAUUGUCCAACAUGCCAGUUAAAGAAGAAAAAAUAGUUGGCGAUAAUAAAAUCAUGCAGUUUGAUACAACACCAAUUAUGUCUACAUACCUGGUAGCUGUUGUGGUUGGAGAGUAUGAUUAUGUGGAGAAAAAGUCUCAUGACGGAGUGCUUGUGCGUGUGUACACCCCUGUAGGAAAAAGCAAACAGGGAUUGUUUGCAUUAGAAGUUGCUGCUAAAGUUCUUCCUUAUUAUAAGGACUACUUUGAUAUUGCAUAUCCAUUGCCAAAAAUAGACUUGAUAGCUAUUGCUGAUUUUUCAGCUGGUGCUAUGGAAAAUUGGGGUCUAGUCACUUACAGAGAAACUUGUCUGCUUGUUGAUGAGGAGCACACUUCAGCUGUGAGGAGACAGUGGAUAGCUUUGGUUGUGGGUCACGAGUUGGCUCACCAGUGGUUUGGUAACUUGGUAACUAUGGAAUGGUGGACACAUCUGUGGUUGAAUGAGGGUUAUGCAUCAUUUGUUGAAUUUCUGUGUGUCAAUCAUCUGUUUCCAGAAUAUGACAUAUGGACUCAGUUUGUAACCGAGACAUACAUACGAGCAUUAGAAUUGGACUGUUUAAAAAAUUCACAUCCUAUUGAAGUCCCUGUGGGUCAUCCAUCAGAGAUAGAUGAAAUAUUUGAUGAUAUUUCUUACAACAAAGGUGCAUCAGUUAUUAGGAUGUUGCAUAGAUACAUUGGUGAUGAUGAUUUUCGCAAAGGCAUGAAUAUUUACCUUACUAGACACCAGUACAAAAACACAUUUACUGAAGAUUUAUGGGCAGCAUUAGAAGAGGCUUCAAAUAAGCCUGUAGGAGCUGUCAUGUCAACUUGGACCAAGCAAAUGGGUUUCCCUAUGGUGCAGGUCAGUUCUGAGCAAAGAGGGCCCCAUCGUGUAUUAAAAUUGACACAACAAAAAUUCUGUGCUGAUGGCAGCCAAGGUGAUGAUAUAAUAUGGAUGGUGCCCAUCACUAUCUCUACUCAAGAGCAACCUUCUAAGGUGGCGCUUUCAACAGUUCUGGAUAAACAUACUCAAGAAGUUGUAUUAGAAAAUGUGGCUGAAGAUUCUUGGGUCAAACUGAACCCUGGAACUGUAGGAUAUUAUCGCACGCGAUAUGAGCCAGUUCUAUUAGAGCGUUUAGUGGGCGCCAUUCGAGACGGUUCGUUGCCACCUCUAGACCGUCUCGGUUUGCUUGACGAUUGCUUCGCGUUUGUCCAGGCGGGACAUGCACACACCAAUGAGUCAUUGAAACUGAUGGAAGCAUUCAGCAAUGAAACCAAUUUCACCGUAUGGUCGUCUAUAGCGAAUUGCUUAUCGAAACUGAGCGCUCUAUUUUCUCACACGGCUCUCGAUAAACCACUCAAAAAUUAUGGCCGUAAAUUGUUUGCCAAUGUUACCAAGCGCCUCGGAUGGGACGCCGAAGAAAAAGAAAGCCAUUUGGAUACUCUGCUCAGAAGCUUGGUGCUCAACAGGAUGAUCAGUUUUGAAGAUCCUGAUACUAUUAAAGAGGCUAAAAUUCGUUUCGAGAAGCACAGCAGCGGCUCGUGCCCGCUGCCGGCGGACCUGCGCUCGGCGUGCUACCGCGCGGUGCUGGCGGGCGCGGACGCGGGCACGUUCGAGCGCUUCCUGCAGCUGUACCGCGCGGCCGACCUGCACGAGGAGAAGGACCGCAUCAGCCGCGCGCUCGGCGCCGUCAAGGACCCCGCGCUGCUCAACCGCGUGCUCGAGUUCGCUAUCUCGGAUGAAGUACGUUCUCAAGACACAGUGUUCGUGAUCGUUUCUGUGGCAGUGAGCAGAAAUGGACGUGAUUUGGCCUGGCAGUUCUUCAAGGACCACUGGCAGGAAUUUAUGGACCGUUACCAGGGAGGCUUCCUCCUCGCGCGCCUAGUGAAAUCAACGACGGAGAACUUCGCGUCGGAGGCGAGCGCGCGCGAGAUAGAGGAGUUCUUCGCAACGCACAAGUCGCCCGGCACCGAGCGCAGCGUGCAGCAGGCGCUGGAGACCGUGCGCCUCAACGCGGCCUGGCUGCGGCGCGACCUCGCCUCCACCACCGCCUACCUGCAGCCCUACCACUGACCGAAUCUUAUAACACAAGACUGAAAGCUACAACGAAAUAUCAAAGCAUCAUUAUUUUCAAUUGGGUAAACAUUGUAUAAGUUUAAUUUAUUUUCUGACAUAAUUAAUAUUAACUUGUUGUAUUAAUUAUUAAUGUGUUAAUUAUUGUAAUAUUAUAAUAGAAAAUUAUUGCGGAAAAGUCAAUUAGUUUGAACUUUGGCUUAAAAACAAUUUGAUUUGAUGUCAUUUAAAAUUAGAACCUAUUCUCCAAGUAAAAAUUGAGAACCAUCUCAAUGUAAUGAGUUAUUCUUUUCCGUUGAAUUUAUUUAAUAUAAAUGCACUUUAUAGUUUAUUAUAAAUUAAACUUAGCAUUUACUUUAAUAUAUCAAUACACCAAAACUUGCAAAACAGAAGACAACUGUAUAAAUGUAUAAAUUUUAAUUUAUGUUUAUAAAGACUUCUUUUGCGAUAUUGUAGCUAGCUCACUAUGGUGCUGAAUACUUUGUGUUGAUUCAAAAAUGAUUCUGUAAUAUAAUCUUUAGUUUUACUAGAAAUUCACUUUAGUUGCUUACUAAUCAUAUUAUUAUAUAGUAAGGGGAUAUCAAUAGGCACUUUCUCAACAUUCUAAAAAUUGUAUUUAGUCGUCUUACAUUUCCUGAAAAAAAUAAUAUUGGAAGCAUCAUUUUGAUGUAGAUAAUAUUAUAUUAUAAGAAAUGUUAUAAAGUUACCAGCAUUUUAUGUCCUGAUUUGUUGUAAGACUGUGUUAUUGAAAUAAAUCGUACAAAAGUACCUGCAAAA